Molecule: messenger RNA, 1901 nt
Organism: Harmonia axyridis
Lineage: Eukaryota; Metazoa; Arthropoda; Insecta; Coleoptera; Coccinellidae
Product: pre-mRNA-splicing factor Slu7-like
Exons: 1
Coding region: 170-1810 (546 amino acids)
Biological process (GO): mRNA splicing, via spliceosome
Cellular component (GO): spliceosomal complex
Molecular function (GO): pre-mRNA 3'-splice site binding
Source: RefSeq, a predicted model, not a curated record
AUUUCUAAUUCUAUGAAUCAGCUCAUAGAUAAACUAGUUAGAUUAGUUUGUCUAUGGGCCAGUUGAUUGAUUAUUCGAUUAUUGUUUUGUUACUUUUGUUAACAAUGUACAAUAGUACAGAACAGUGAAUACAAGUAUACUUAUUUUAGUAUUCACACGUAUUAAAAUUAUGGCACAUACAGCAUCUAAUGUUCCAUUGUCACUAAUUCUUAAAUCAAAGUCAGAAUUAGAUGAUGAACCAAAGAAAAAAUCAAGGGAAGAUUGGAGAAAAGCCAAGGAAUUAGAAGAAGCUAGAAAAGCUGGUACAGCCCCAGCAGCUGUUGAUGAGGAGGGUAAAGAUAUUAACCCUCAUAUUCCUCAAUAUAUUUCAUCUGCACCUUGGUAUUAUGGAACUAAUGGACCAACUUUAAAACAUCAAAGACCCCAAGAAGAGAAGCAGAAAUCAUAUUCAGAAAUAGAUGAAUGGUAUAAGAGGGGAGUCGAUACCUCUAAAGUAGUUACAAAGUUCAGGAAAGGAGCAUGUGAAAAUUGUGGAGCUAUGACUCAUAAAAAGAAAGAAUGUAUGGAGAGACCUCGAAAAGUUGGAGCUAAAUUUACCAAUGCUUCAAUAGCGCCUGAUGAAUUUGUUCAAAAAAACCUGUUAUUGAGUUAUGAUGGCAAACGAGAUAGAUGGAGUGGAUAUGAGCCUUCAGAACAUAAAGCUGUCAUAGAAGAAUUCCAAAAAAUUGAAGAAGCUAAACGACAACUAAAAGCUGAGAAGUUGAAUGCAGGGGAAGAUUCAGACGAAGAGAAAGAUGAAGAUAAAUAUGUUGAUGAAAUUGAUAUGCCUGGUACAAAAGUUGACAGUAAGCAGAGAAUUACAGUAAGAAAUUUAAGAAUUCGAGAAGAUACCGCAAAGUAUUUAAGGAAUUUAGAUCCGAACUCUGCGUUUUAUGAUCCUAAAACUAGGUCAAUGAGGGUUAAUCCAAACCCAGGAAAAGAUGAUGUGUACGCCGGCGAAAAUUUCGUUAGAUUUACAGGAGACACACAGAAACAUGCUAGUGCACAGUUAUUUGCCUGGGAAGCUUAUGAAAAAGGAGUGGAUGUUCAUCUUUUAGCUGAACCCACAAAAUUGGAAUUACUUCAAAAGGAAUAUGAUAAGAAAAAAGAUCAAUUCAAGAAUAAAGUACAUAAAAGUGUAUUAGAAAAAUAUGGAGGUGAAGAACAUUUACAAGUACCUCCUAAGUCUCUGCUAUUAGCUCAAACAGAAGAUUACAUUGAAUACUCGAGAUCUGGAAAAAUAAUAAAAGGUCAGGAGAAAGAAGAAAUUAAAUCCAAAUAUGAAGAAGAUGUAUACAUUAAUAACCAUACAUCUGUAUGGGGAUCAUACUGGCAAGGUGGUCAGUGGGGAUAUAAAUGCUGCAAAUCUUUUAUCAAGAACUCAUAUUGCCUUGGAGAAGCAAAUUUAACAACUUCUGCACCUAUUAUUGAAGAAGAACCUAUAGAAGCUACUAAUGUUGUCCACUCUAGUUCCUCUAGUGAAUCGUCCUCUGAAGAUAAAUCUAAAAAAAAGGAGAAGAAAAAAAAGAAGAUGCGAAAGGAGUUGAAGAAAAACAAAAAUCAAGAAAUGACAAAGGAAGAUAAACUUAAGAAUGCACUUAAAGCCGAAGAAGAACAUCAGGCUAAGAUGGCAAAGUUACUAUCAAUGAAUGAAAGAAAAAGACCAUACAAUAGUAUGUUCGAAGCUAAAGAACCUACGGAGGAAGAAAUGGAAGCUUAUCAUAUAAAGAGAAGGCGAGAAGAUGAUCCAAUGAAUGCAUUUCUGAAAUGAACAAAUUUCGCAAUAAGAAGAAACUGUCAAUUUGCAAAUUGUAUAAUAUGUAAAUAUGUAAAAUAAUAAAAUCUUGUAAUAAUAAACAAAA